UCUCCCUUACCACCGCACAAUCCAUCCAACCAAACCUGGUUGACUUGCUUUCGCCAUGUCAUCGACGAGAGCGCGGCGGACCGGCGGCAGGCAGUUCGCGGUGGGCGGCCGGUGGCGGCACGUUGCGGUGGUGGACACGGGGUGCGGGUGCCGCCCGCGCCGGCCGAGGCUGCCGCUCAUGAGCCUGCCGUCCUUCCUCAGGCCGUCGGUGACCAGGAGCGGCAGCAGCUCCCGGUCGUCAUCCUUCUUCCCCUCCUCCGCCUCCACCGCGUCAUCUGCCUCCGCCGCCACCUACUCCUCUUACUCCUCUAGUAACUAUGCCAACUACCCACCCUCCGCCCACGUCUACAAGCACCACCAGGAGCCUGCGGUGCCCUACGGGGUCACGGCCAAGGCGUCGGCGCCGGUGCCGGCGCCGGUUGCGAGGAAGAAGGUGGGCAGCAAGGCUAAGAAGAGGCGCGAGAAGAUGGCAGCGGCGGCCGAGGAGGAAGACGGGGAGGACGUCGGGGUGGCGGUAGAGAAGGAGUCGUCGGACCCCCGGGCCGACUUCCGUGACAGCAUGGUGCAGAUGGUGGUGGAGAUGGGGCUCUGCGACUGGGAUGGCCUCCGCUGCAUGCUUCGCCGCCUGCUCGCCCUCAACGCGCCGCGCCACCACGCCGCCAUCCUCGCAGCCUUCGCUGAGGUCUGCGCCCAGUUCGCCUCGGAGCCUCCUGCGCCGCCGCCUCCGGCAUAUCAGUACGACUACUACUACUGACGACUGACCAUUCUCGGCAAGCCGGCCAGGUCGUCUGCUCGUGUACGGUUCUGUUAUGUGUGGGGGCUAGUCUCGAGAUCCUGGCACCACCUGGUGUACGCACCCCGGCCUGGGCGAGGUUACCGGGUGGUGAUAGGAUCUCCCGGAAGAUAAGUUACUAUAAGCUAGUAGUAAAAGAAACUUAGUAUUAGUCGCAGUUUUAUGUGUGGUCACUAGAUCGUUUGGUGUUUUUCUUAAUUUCUGCUUAGUGUUUCAGCGUGUUAUUUCUAGAUUUCUAGUGUCACAUAAUGUGUGUGCUUGUGUGGCCUUCGGUUUUGCAUGAAGCUCACCAAGGAAGUUAGUUAAUUAAUCAGCUCAAAUAUGCAACUAUUUGUGCCAUAAGUAUGAUGUAUUGUGGUGUGUUUAUUAUUAUAUGUAUUUGGCACUUUCUUGUGUA
Hordeum vulgare subsp. vulgare (domesticated barley) is the source of this 1190-nucleotide messenger RNA. RefSeq names its product transcription repressor OFP8-like. The coding region runs from base 56 to 754 and encodes 232 amino acids. The record is from RefSeq and is a predicted model, not a curated record. Gene Ontology annotation, biological process: negative regulation of DNA-templated transcription. NCBI's taxonomy places the organism in Eukaryota, Viridiplantae, Streptophyta, Magnoliopsida, Poales, Poaceae. The transcript has a single exon.